AUGAGUCACUCCGUUCCCGACCUCGACGCUAUAGGCAUCAAAGCCGAGUACGACCUAGCAGACCAGUUCCGUCGCGAAGUAGCUGCCCUCCUCGGCCGCAACAAUCUCAAUUUUCCCGGCGCACAACCAGUCAGCUUCUCCUCGAAACAUCUGACCGAGCUGCAAAAGGAGGACUACUAUGUGUGCGAGAAGACGGACGGUAUCCGGUGCCUGAUGUACUUUGCGCGCGGGGACCCGGAGUCCGAAAACCCCGAAAUUCACUACUUGAUCGAUCGGAAGAACGAAUAUCGCUUCGUACCGGGGCUGCAUUUCCCUCUGCCCGAUGACGACACGUUCCAAUCGUUCCACGUCGAUACCUUGGUGGACGGCGAGCUGGUCAACGACACCUACCCGGACGGCACGCAGCAGCUUAAGUUCCUUGUCUUCGACUGUCUAGUGCUAGACGGACAGAGCCUGAUGCACCGUACACUCGACAAGCGACUCGCCUAUUUCAAAGUGAAGGUGCUAGAGCCAUACAGGGCGAUGUAUCGCAAGUUCCCUGAAGAAAAGGCGCACCGACCCUUCGUUGUCGAGGACAAGUCAACGCAGUUCAGUUACGGCAUCGAGAUGAUGUUCCGCGAGAUUAUCCCCAAAGUAAAAAAGAUCCACGGAAAUGACGGCCUUAUCUUCACCUGCCGCAGCACGCCCUACCGCAUCGGCACAGACGAACACAUUCUCAAAUGGAAGCCUCCGUCUGAGAACACAGUCGACUUCCGCAUGCGCCUUGAGUUCCCCGUCCUGGAGCCUGACACAGAUGAUGAGGCAGAGGGCAUCUCCGCGCCUUAUCCAGACUACGACGCCAUCCCUAUCUGCCAUUUAUUCGUUAUGCUUAAUGCAGGCGAGUAUCGCCAUUUCGGCGAGAUGCACAUCACCCCGGCAGAAUGGGAGAGUCUCAAAGCUCUGCGAGUCCCGCUCGAUGAUUCCAUCGUUGAAUGUUCCAAAGACGAACAAGGCCACUGGCGCUACCACCGUCUCCGUGAUGACAAAAUGGACGCGAACCACAUCUCUACCGUCGAGAAGGUUCUCGAGAGUAUCGAGGAUCGCGUUACAGAAGAUGACCUUAUCCGCAUUGCUCCCGCUAUCAAAAAUGCCUGGAAGAAGCGCCAGGCUAUGGGAUCCGGCGAGGGCAAGCCGCGCGGUAUGUCGUCAACGAACGGGAACGGUGUCAAGCGGAAAUUUGAGGAGUAA
Molecule: messenger RNA, 1227 nt
Organism: Penicillium cinerascens
Lineage: Eukaryota; Fungi; Ascomycota; Eurotiomycetes; Eurotiales; Aspergillaceae
Product: mRNA guanylyltransferase
Exons: 1
Coding region: 1-1227 (408 amino acids)
Biological process (GO): 7-methylguanosine mRNA capping
Cellular component (GO): mRNA capping enzyme complex
Molecular function (GO): mRNA guanylyltransferase activity; ATP binding
Source: RefSeq, a predicted model, not a curated record